Melanotaenia boesemani (Boeseman's rainbowfish) is the source of this 13689-nucleotide messenger RNA. It is a transcript of the gene fras1, whose product is annotated as Fraser extracellular matrix complex subunit 1. NCBI's taxonomy places the organism in Eukaryota, Metazoa, Chordata, Actinopteri, Atheriniformes, Melanotaeniidae. Gene Ontology annotation, biological process: cell communication. The transcript is spliced from 73 exons. Bases 375 to 12386 code for a protein of 4003 amino acids. Gene Ontology annotation, cellular component: membrane. The record is from RefSeq and is a predicted model, not a curated record. Gene Ontology annotation, molecular function: protein binding.
GUCACGCGCCCCGGCUGCUGGUUCUGCUGCGGUUCCGGACCGGACGGAACACCUCGCAUUGAGGGACUUUUUCUUUCUUUUAAAAAUUUAAUUUGAAUGUUUAAAUUCUCGGGAGAGUUUUGCUGCAGCGUGCGGAGCAGCGAGCGGGCGGAGUGAAACGAGGACGCGUCUCCGCAGCAUUCCAGCCCCGGAGCGCAGCGCAGGAGUCCGACCCGGUGCGCGCCGUCGCUCCGCUCCUUCUCCGACCUGUUCUGCUCGUUUGUUCAGGAUACCGGUGAUGCACGAGAGGAGCGCUUUAAUCUGAGCUAGACACACGAACGCACAUCGCGGUUUCUCCUCCUGAUCUGGAUUUAAAGCCCGCUUCGGCUCGGACCAUGAGCGGAUGGUGGAUAUUUAUCAGCGCGCUGGUUGGGAUCCUCGUAGCCCCCAGUGGGACACAUGGAGCUUGUGUCUACGAAGGAUCGCUGUACGCGAACAACACAUCGUGGAGACCGCAGUCGUGUCGGGAGUGCGCCUGCUUCAGUGACGUGGCCAUCUGCAGACCCGUCCUCUGCCCCAACCCCCAGUGUGACUUCCAGAGGGGUGAGCAUUUGAGGAUCCCUGCCAACAAGUGCUGUCCAGAGUGCAUCGCCUCGCCUCAGGGCUCCUGCCAGUACGAAGGGGUUACCUACGGACAUGACAGCCAGUGGAGUCCCUCGGCCUGCUCCUUGUGUGUUUGCUCCAAAGGUAGCGUGACCUGCAGCACCCGGCCAUGCCCCCCUCUCACCUGUUCAGGGGAUCAGAACUCCUUCAUCCCAGCUGGGGAAUGCUGCCCCAAGUGUGGCCGAAGCGGAGAUUCCUGCUCCUGGCAGGGGGUUGUCUACAGGGAUGGAGAGGAGUGGAGCCCCAGCCUUUGUUCCCGAUGCUUCUGCACCAGUGGGAGAGUCCAGUGUUCGGUGGUGGAGUGUCGGCAAGUGGCCUGCAAACCACAUGAGAACUUGGUGAUCCAGCCGGGCCACUGCUGUCCACAGUGUGUGUCCAACCCCUGUCUGUCUGCUGGAAAACAGUACCAGCAUGGUGAGCAGUGGCAGAAGAACGCCUGCACCACAUGUGUGUGUGACAGAGGUCAGUCUAAAUGCCACACAAGCACCUGUCUGCCAGUCAUCUGUGACAAGGGUGAGACCAAAGUUAAGCGCGUCGGUGAGUGCUGUGAUGAAUGUGUUCCGGCCAAAGGAAGCUGCUUGUACCAGGAUGUUGUUCGUUACCAUGGAGACAUGUGGAACGGCACGGGCUGCGAGUUCUGUACAUGUAACCGGGGUCAGGUCCUCUGCCGGAAGGCUGAGUGUGGACGUGUUGAAUGCCUGCAGGAAUCAGACCUCGUUCACCUGCCGGGGAAGUGCUGCCCAGAGUGUUCGUCUCUGAAGCCCACCUGUGUGUAUGAGGGGAAAUCCUACAAGAACUUGGCUCGUUGGAGUGAUGGCAGCUGUCGACAGUGCGAGUGCCAGGAUGCCCAGGUGACUUGUUACCUGAGCUCCUGCCCCUCUUGCCCUCCGGGCUCCAUGGCUGUGAUCCAGGAAGGCCAGUGUUGCCCUGAGUGUCGUCCGGCUCAGUGCCAUGCAGACUGCCUGUCGUGUUUGGGAAGUCCUGACCACUGUGAGAGCUGCGGAGACCCGAAAGCUUUCCUCCAUCUCGGCCGUUGCGUGUCCAUCUGUCCAUCUGGCUUCUACGCCGAAGGACAAGUGUGUGAAGCCUGCCCGCCAUCCUGCGCCACCUGCUCCAGCCGGUGGGACUGCCAGUCCUGUGGCUCCCAGCUGCCCUUCCUGAGCCCCGACGGCAGCCGCUGUCUGGCUACCUGUCCGCCUGCUUCCUACCAGCAUGACCACACACACUGCCGCCGUUGUCACGAGUCAUGCUCCGAGUGCCGUGGUCCGAGUCAACAGGAGUGUGUGUCGUGUUCAGAUCCAGCUGCCUUGCUCAAAGACGGGGUGUGUGUGACGGACUGUGGCGCCGGGUACUACAGCCAAGAAGACGUCUGCCAUGCCUGUGAUUCAUCCUGCGCCUCCUGUUUCCCUGACAACCCCAAAUGUAUGGACUGCCUCCAGGGCACUGCCUUGCAUCAUGGGGAAUGUGUCACCCAGUGUCCAACUCAGCAUUACCUGGACAACCACAGCAGAUGUAGAGCCUGUCACAGCUCCUGCAGCUCAUGCUGGGGUCCUUCAGUAUCCCAGUGCACCAUGUGUCCAGAUGGGCUCCUUCUCCACCAGGGCCAGUGUGUGGAGGCCUGCGGGGAGGGACUGUACUCCCAGGACGGCACCUGCCACAAUUGUCAUCCCUCCUGCCGUUCAUGUGUGGGACCCCUAGCGUCAGACUGCCUCCGCUGCCUUAAACCAGAGGAGGUUCUCCUGCCGCAGUCCAGGCACCUUCAGCAUGGCAUUUGCACGGCUGCAUGUGCUGCACGUAGCUUCCUGGAUGACAGGCAGACAUGUAAAGAGUGUCAUCCCUCCUGCCAGCACUGUACUGGACCGUCUGCAGACAACUGCACGUCCUGUCUGUCCCCGUCCAGCUUGUACGAAGGCCGCUGUGUCCCCACCUGCCCGCAAGACUUCUUCAGCCAGGACAACCAAUGCCAAGCAUGCCAUCCAUCCUGCCAGACGUGCUCUGGUCCCUCCCAGGCCGACUGCACCUCCUGCAGCCCGUUGGCCUUCCUGCAGAAUGGCUACUGCAGGACGAGCUGCCAAGACGGGCUUUUCCUCAACUCUGCCUCUGGAGAGUGUCUCAAGUGCAGCUCCGACUGCCAGCGCUGCACCGCAGACAUCCAGACGGGCAUCGGCAGCGUUUGUCUGUGGUGUAAAGCUCCGAGGACCUGGCUGCUGGGCGAUCACUGUGUCUCUCACUGUCCUCCAGGCCGUUACAGCUGGCAUGGAGCCUGCAUCAAAUGCCAUGCAUCCUGUGAGACCUGCAGUGGGGCGGGGCCUCUCUCUUGUACGUCUUGCCCAGCCAACAGUGUGCUUUGGCCCUCUGGUUUUUGUGCUCCAAAGUGUCCCCUUGGUUACUAUGGCAACAGACAUCGGAUCUGUCAGGCGUGUGACAGCCAGUGCCUGACAUGUGACUCCCCUGGGGUUUGUACAUCCUGUCGUGACCCGGCCAAGGUGCUGCUGUUCGGAGAAUGUCAGUACGACAGCUGCGCCCAUCAGUACUACCUCAACACCACCACCCGCGCCUGCAGAGAGUGUGACUGGAGCUGCAACGCCUGUCGAGGCCCUCAGCGAACGGACUGCCUGCAGUGCAUGGAGGGAUACGUGCUGCAGGACGGCGUGUGCAGGCAGGGGUGCUCCCUCGGCUCUUACCUGGAUGGAGACAGAUGCCUCGGCUGCGACGAUCACUGCUCGGAGUGUCGGGGUCCUGGACUGUGCCUGGAGUGCCAGCCUCCUUACGCCACUCUGCAGGGACAGUGCAUGCUCGAAUGUGGCAGAAACUUUUACCUGGAUGCUUCUUCAAGAAUCUGCACGUCGUGCUCAUCCGACUGUGUGCUGUGUGAGGGGGUGGGGCUCUGCAAAGCCUGUCGGGAUCAAACCUACCUCAUGGAAGGCUACUGCACGCCCGACUGUGGACACGGAUAUUAUGCAGAUCAGAAGACCAGAACCUGCCAUGUGAACACCCACGCUCCCACGCUCCACGUCAACGGUUCCCUGCUGGUUCCCCUCGGUGGGGUCGCCCCCCUGCAGCCCACCCUGCUGCAGGUGAAGGACCCGGACGGUCCUUCCCAGUGGCCGGUCUUCCAGCUCGUUCAUGGGCCGAGUAACGGACAGCUGGUCCUGCUCCCAGAGGAGGGUGGAGAGAACCGGGGAAGACGAGAACUCAGCGAUGACGACACCUUCACGUGGGAGGAGCUGAGGCUGGCCCGGGUCCGAUUCAUACACCAGAGAGAUAAAGCCAGGACCGGUGAAUUCACCUUGCGUGCUGCUGACCCACAGCUGUUUUCUCAACCAGCAACAAUUCCAGUUCAAGCCGUUUCAAUGCAGCCUCCUAGAGUGGUGACCCUCGCUCCUUUACCCGUGGAGGGCCGUGGCAGCCUGGCAACCAUCACCAAGUCCACCCUGAAUGUUGAUGACCCUGACAACCCAGCCGAUGUUCUGGUCAUGGUCCUUGAACCACCCCGCCAUGGCCGGCUGACCCGUCUCCAUGGUGACCGUGCACUGAGCAGAUUCAAGCUGGAGGAGCUGUCACGGGAACAGAUCCAGUAUAUGCAUGAUGGCUCGGAGGAGGUGGAGGACAGAGUGGUGCUGCAGGUUAAUGAUGGCCACAGCUACCAGAAUAUCCUGCUGCAAAUCCGAAUCACCCAGAAGGCCGUGGCUUCUCCUACUAUGCUGUCCCUGCCAAUGACUUGGGUGAAGGAGGGAGGCAUGGUGCGACUUGAUAAGAAGUAUCUGCAGACAAACUAUAAGGGAGUCGGCACUGAUGAUGUUGUCUACACAAUCCUUGCUUCAGAUGGGCAACCUAAAUAUGGUGAGGUGGUGCUGGUGACCAUGCCAGCAGACAGCCCAUCAGAAGGGUGGCGCCCCGCCCUCAGUGACGACCAAGGCUUCACACCAACAACGUCUUUCACCCAGCAGGAUGUGAAUGAUGGCACAGUCUGGUACCGGCACUUUGGUGUGGGCAGCGACAGCGACUCCUUCCAGUUCCAGGUCUCCUCGGAGAUGUCCCCAUUUGUACAAAGUGAUACCCAGACCUUCACCAUCGGAGUCCUUCCUCAGAUCCCAGGAUUCCCACAGCUGGCUCCUGACUGCGACCUGCAGAUCACGGCGCUGGAAGAUCGGGUGACAGAAAUAACACCUUCAGCUCUGUCCUUCAUCGACUCCGAGACUCCCAGCGAGAAGCUUGUUUACAACAUCACCAAACCCCUCCUGCCAGGACAAGGGGCCAUUGAGCAUCGGGACAGACCGUACACAGCAGUGAAGCAUUUCACUCAGGCCGAUGUAAAUAGUGGCAAGAUCAUUUACAGACCCCCACCGGCCCCAUCACACCUCCAGGAGCUCUACCAGUACUCCUUCAUCGGCCUGCCGGAGUCGCUGAGUGUUUAUUUCACAGUGUCUGACGGUGAACACACCACUCCUGAGCUGGACUUUGCUGUUUUGCUGCUUUCAAACCACCAGCAGCCGCCGGUGUUUCAAGUUCUUGACCCGCUGCUGGAGGUCAGGAUGGGAGGACAAGCUACUAUAGGUGGUCAGCAGCUGGCGGUGAGUGAUGCCGACACGGCUCCAGAUGAGCUGGAGUUUGAGCUCGUGGAACCUCCCAUCCAUGGAGAGCUGAUAAAGACUGACGACAGCACCAAGACCCGCAUGACUAAUGGCGACACUUUCACCUUCAGCGACAUCACUCGCAACAUUCUCCUCUACCGCCACGCUGGCCUCUCCACCCAAGAUGACGUCAUCUCUUUCUCAGUUAGCGAUGGGAUCUCCAUGGCAACCACAGCAGUGCAGGUGGUGGUGCUGGGCGAUGGGGGCGUCAGGCCACAACGGGACCCCCAAGCCACACUGUCUCUAGAAGUGGGCGAGAAAAGCAGCACGGUCAUCAGACGCUCGCACCUGGCUUAUAUUGAUGAUGCAUCUCCCGAUGGUCAGAUCCGCAUUCAGCUGGUGUCGGCGCCGAUGUACGGCAUGCUGACCAGGAGCCAGUCCCAGCAGGAUCCCGAGGAGCUGAGUGCAUACUCGUCCUUCACCAUGGAGGACAUCAACAUGCACAGGAUCAGGUACAUCACGUCCUUAGAGACAGGAAGUCAGGCGGUUACCGACAUCUUCUACUUCAUUGUCAGCGAUGAAGACAACAAUCGCCUUGAUAACGAGAUGUGUACAAUCACCAUCACCUCCACGCCUAAACAGCCACCGGUGGUCACUGUGCGUAGCGGCAUCAAGGUCCAGGAAGGCGGCCGUGUGCAGCUAUCUACCAAUCACAUCGCAGUGUCAGACGAGGACACGCCCAGAAAGGAUCUGCUGGUUUGGCUCGUCAAUCCUCCGAAAUACGGUUUCAUCGAAAACACCAACCGAGGCGGCUCGCUCGGCGGCUCGAGCAUCGUCACCCCGGAUGUGCCGUUCUCCAUGGAGGACCUCACGUCUGAUCACAUCUUCUACGUCCAGGACAGCGGGCUUAAAACUCCGGCCAGCCAGGACGUCUUCAGCUUCUACAUCAGCGAUGGCAGCAGCCAGACGGAGGCUUUCAACGUGGAAAUAGACAUCCAGAGUAAAGAGGACAGGGAGCCGAUGGUGUCAGUCAGCAGCAUCCACGUGGAGGAAAACUCUGGAGUCGUCAUCACCAACUCAUCUCUCAGCGUCCAUGAUGAGGACACACCAGAGAAUGAGAUCCUCUUCACUAUCAUCAGAAUCCCUACCUAUGGCAAACUUCGCAGACGUCAGUUCUACUCUCAGCCUCUGGAGAACGGCCGUGUCCUCACGCAGGGCUCCACCUUCACCUACCAGGACGUGUUGGAUCGGCUGCUGGUCUACACACCGCAGACUGUCAACGGAGGAACCGACGAGUUGGGCUUCACCCUCACCGAUGGCAUCUACACCCACACGGGCCGUCUGAAGUUCACCAUGGAUGUUCGGAAGAGUGAAGGACCUCGAAUGACGGUCAACAGAGGCUUGCAGCUUCCAGCAGGGUCAUCUUCUAAGAUCACAGAGCAGAACCUCAAGGGCUCAGACAUCGACUCGGACAGCGCCAAGCUGCGCUACCUCCUCACCAAAGACCCUCCAGUUGGCAAACUGCAGCUCAGCCGAAGCAGCCAUGUGGACAAGGUUUCUGUCAAAGGUCUGGUUCAGAGUUUCACUCAGGAGGACGUCAACAAAGGCCUGCUGCAGUACAGCCAUGAAAAGGGGGAGAAGGGAGGCAGCCUGUCAUUUAAGUUCAACCUGGUCGAUCCAGAGGGCAACAAACUGAUCGACCAGUCCUUCUUCAUCAGUGUGCUUGAGGACCGUCUUCCUCCGUCUGUGGUGGUAAACAAGGGCCUGGUGCUGGAUGAGAACUCCAUAAAGAAGCUGACCACGCUGCAGCUGUCGGCCAGCGACCAGGACAGCGAGCCGGGCGAGCUCAUCUAUCGUAUCACCAAGCAGACCAACCUGGGUCACCUCGAACACGCUGCCAGUCCAGGCACCAGAAUCAGCUCAUUCACCCAGGCUGACCUCGCAUCUCGCAGCGUCCAGUACAUCCACACCAGUGAAGAAGAGAAGCAUGCCGACCAGUUUUCCUUCACAGUGUCUGACGGAACAAACGAGGUUGCUCAAACUUUCUACAUCACCAUCAAACCAGUAGACGACUCGCUGCCCCUGCUGCAGGUCCCUGGGAUGAGGGUCCAGGAGGGCGUGAGGAAGACCAUCACUGAGUUUGAGCUGAAAGCCACAGAUGCAGACACGGAGGCGGACUCCAUCAUCUUCACCGUCGUCCAGCCUCCUCGCCACGGCACCAUCGAGCGCACCAACAACGGGCAGUACUACCGGCAGACCAGCAGCUUUACCAUGGACGAUAUCUACCAGAACCGCAUCAGCUACAACCACGACGGCUCCAACUCGCUCAAAGACCGCUUCACCUUCACCGUGGCCGACAGCACCAACCUGCUGUUCAUGGUGGAGGAGGCCGGCAAAGAGAUAGUGACAGCUGCUCCUCAGAAGUUCAAGAUAGAUAUCCUGCCAGUUGACGACGGGACACCACGAAUUGUCACCAACCUGGGACUGCAGUGGCUGGAAUACAUGGAUAACAAGGCCACUAACCUGAUCACCAAGAAGGAGCUGCUGACGAUGGACCCCGACACAGAUGAUGGACAGCUGGUGUAUGAAAUCACCACCGAGCCGAAGCACGGCUUCCUGGAGAGCAAACUCAAACCGGGGAGCCCCAUCACCACGUUCACCCAAGCUGAUGUCAAUCUGGGCCUGAUCCGCUACCAGCUGCAUCAAGAGAACAUCCAGGAGACCAUGGACAACUUCAAGUUCCUGGUAAAAGACAGCAAGCCGAACGUGGUCAACGACAACGUCUUCCACAUCCAGUGGUCUCUCAUCAGCUUUGAGCACAAGAGCUACAAUGUAAGUGAGAAAGCGGGAACAGUGGCUGUGACAGUGAAGCGAACAGGUAACCUCAACCAGUACGCCAUCGUGCUCUGCCGGACCGAACAGGGCAGCGCCACUUCCACCAGCAGCACCGGAUCUCGUCCCGGCCAGCAGGACUAUGUGGAAUAUGCCGGACAGGUGCAGUUUGACGAGCGUGAGGACACAAAGGUGUGUACCAUCCUCAUUAACGAUGACAAGGUGUUUGAGGGGAUUGAAAGCUUUCACGUGGAGCUGAGCAUGCCCGUGUAUGCGCUGCUGGGGGGGAACACGCGCGCCAUCGUCAACAUCAACGACACGGAGGACGAGCCCACCCUGCAGUUUGAUAAGAAGACCUACCACGUGAAUGAAAGCACCGGCUUCUUCCACGCCCCCGUCGAGAGGAAAGGUGACACCUCUAGCACCGUGUCAGCUCUCUGCUACACCGUGGCCAAGUCGGCUCAGGGCAGCAGCCUCCACGCUCUGGAGUCCGGCUCCGACUACAAGAGCCGAGGCAUGACCGGAGACAACCGCGUCAUCUUCGGUCCCGGCGUCAGCAUGUCCACCUGUGAUGUGAAACUCAUCGAUGACAGCGAGUAUGAACUGUCUGAGGAGUUCGAGCUGGUGCUGUCAGACGCCUCAGAUAACGCCCGCAUGGGGGACGUAUCUCUGGCCAAGGUAGUCAUCGAUGGACCCAAUGAUGCAUCGACGGUUUCAUUGGGAAACGCCACCUUUACUUUCAGUGAAGAUGCUGGUACAAUUGAAAUACCGGUGCUGCGUCAUGGCAGCGACCUGUCCUCUCUGACUUCAGUUUGGUGUGCCACCAGACCUUCAGACCCCCCCUCAGCCAGCCCAGGAAUUGACUAUAUCCCCAGCUCCAAGAAGGUGGAGUUUAAACCUGGAAAAACUGAGGAGACCUGUAGUUUGACAAUCAUGGACGACAUCCAGAAUCCAUCCAUUGAGGGAUCAGAGUCUUUUGUGGUGUUUCUCAGUUCUCCUCAGGGUGCUGUCCUUCAGGAACCUUAUGAAGCCAACGUUGUCAUUACUGACACCUUUCAGGACAUUCCCAGCAUGCAGUUUGAGAAGAGCACCUACACUGUGAAAGAGAAAGACAGCAUGCUCCACAUCCCCAUCAUCCGGACCGGUGACCUGUCCUUCAAGUCAUCUGUGCGGUGUUUCACUCGGACCAUGUCCGCUAUGGUCAUGGAUGACUUUGAGGAGAGAAGGAACGCAGAUGAGUCAAGCAUUACUUUCCUCAAAGGAGAGAAGGUGAAGAACUGCACCGUCCACAUCAACGAUGAUUCUGUUUUUGAACCUGAAGAGGAAUUCCAGGUGCAUCUUGGGACGCCCCUCGGGGACCACUGGAGCGGUGCCAUGGUGGGCACAAGCGACAUCGUUACAAUCACCAUCACCAAUGAUGAAGACGCUCCUACUAUCGAGUUCGAACAGGCUUCCUACCAGGUCAGAGAGCCUCCCGGUCCAGAUGGUGUGGAGGUGCUCAACAUCAAGGUCAUCCGCCGGGGUGAUCUGGAUCGAACAUCCAAGAUUCGUUGCAGCACCCGGGAUGGAUCGGCCCAGUCUGGCGUCGAUUACAAUCCUAAGAGCAGAGUGCUCAAGUUCACACCAGGAAUGGAUCACAUCUUGUUCAAAGUGGAGAUUUUAUCCAAUGAGGACAGGGAGUGGCAUGAAUCCUUUUCCUUGGUCCUUGGCCCUGAUGACCCUGUGGAGGCGGUGCUUGGCGAGAUCACUAUGGCAACAGUGACUAUUCUGGACCAGGAAGCUGCAGGCAGUCUCAUCCUCCCUGCUCCACCUAUUGUCGUCUCUCUGGCUGAUUACAACCACGUCCAGGAGGUGACCAAAGAGGGCAGUAAGAAGACCCCCUCUCCAGGUUACCCUCUGGUAUGCGUCACUCCCUGUGACCCUCACUACCCCAAGUACUCUGUGAUGAAGGAGAGAUGUGAGGAGGCGGGAAUCAACCAGACCCAAGUCCACUUCUCAUGGGAGGUAGCGGCCCCCACAGACGCCAGCGGUGCCAGGUCUCCAUUUGAGACUGUGACCGACACCACCCCGUACACCAGUGUCAAUCGUAUGGUUCUGGAUAGUAUUUAUUUCAGCCGGCGCUUCCAUGUCCGCUGCGUGGCUCAGGCCCGUGAUAAAGCCGGUCAUCUUGGAACUCCACUUAGGAGCAACAUCGCCACCAUCGGCACCGAUGGCGCCAUCUGCCAUACGCCUGUUACCACGGGAACCGCUAGAGGUUUCCAGGCCCAGUCCUUCAUCGCCACAUUAAAAUACCUGGACGUCAAACACAAAGAGCACCCCAACCGUAUCCACAUAUCGGUGCAGAUCCCCCAUCAGGAUGGUAUGCUCCCCCUGGUGUCCACCAUGCCGCUGCACAACCUGCACUUCCUGCUGUCAGAGUCCAUCUAUAGGCAACAGCACGUCUGCUCCAACCUGGUCACCCUCAAAGAGCUGAAAGGGGUUUCCGAGUCGGGCUUCCUAGAUGACGUAUCUUAUGACAGCAUCUCUCUGGGACCGGGAUACGACCGCCCAUACCAGUUUAACCCCAACGUCCGCGAGGCCAAAACCAUCCAGCUCUACAAGCAUCUGAACCUCAAAAGCUGCAUCUGGACCUUUGACGCCUACUACGACAUGACUGAGCUCAUUGACAUCUGCGGGGGCUCUGUCACCGCCGACUUUCAGGUUCGGGACUCGGCACAGUCCUUCCUGACUGUGCAGGUUCCUCUGUACGUGUCCUACAUCUAUGUGACGGCCCCGAGAGGCUGGGCCUCCCUGGAGCAUCAUACUGAGAUGGAGUUCUCUUUCUUCUACGACACGGUGCUGUGGAGGACAGGCAUUCAGACGGACAGCGUCCUCUCUGCCAGGCUGCAGAUCAUCAGGAUCUUCAUCAGAGAGGAUGGACGGCUGGUGAUUGAGUUUAAAACUCACGCUAAGUUCAGAGGUCAGUUUGUUCUGGAGCAUCACACUCUGCCGGGCCACAAGUCCCGUCUGAUGGCUCCUGACCACCUGGGAGGCAUCGAGUUUGACAUGCAGCUUCUGUGGAGCGCUCAGACCUUCGACUCCCCGUACCAGCUGUGGAGGGCCACAAGCUCCUACAGCAGGAAGGACUACUCUGGAGAAUACACCGUCUUCUUGAUCCCCUGCACCGUGCAGCCCACUCAGCCCUGGAUCGACCCUGGUGACAAACCUCUGUCCUGCACGGCUCACGCUCCAGAAAAGUUCCUGGUGCCAAUUGCCUUCCAGCAGACCAACAGACCCGUUCCUGUGGUUUACUCCCUCAACACGGAGUUUCAGCUGUGCAACAAUGAGAAGGUUUUCCUGAUGGACCCGUCCACCGCUGACGUCUCCAUGGCUGAGAUGGACUAUAAAGGAGCAUUCUCCAUGGGUCAGACUCUGUAUGGCAGAGUGCUGUGGAACCCGGACCAAAACCUGAAUGCAGCCUACAGACUGCAGCUGGAGAAGGUUUACCUGUGCACUGGCAGGGAUGGCUACGUCCCCUUCUUUGAUCCCACGGGGACUUUAUACAAUGAGGGGCCACAGUAUGGCUGUAUCCAACCCAACAAACACCUCAAACAUCGCUUCCUGCUGCUGGAUCGGAAACAGCCAGAUGUAUGCAACAAGUUUUUCCACGAUGUUCCCUUUGAAGCUGAUUUUGCCUCAGACAUCCCAGAACUGCAGUCCAUGACGGCCAUGCCAGGCGUGGACGGCUUCACGAUGAAGGUUGAUGCUCUGUACAAGGUGGAGGCGGGGCAUCAGUGGUACCUGCAGGUGAUCUACGUGAUCAGCCCAGAGUCACGCUCCAGCCCCAGGGUCCAGCGCUCGCUGACGUAUCAGCUGAGCCGCUCCAAACGUGACCUGGUGGAUCGCAGCGGUCGCCUGACGCUCGACGAGUCACUCAUCUACGACAAUGAAGGCGAUCAGGUGAAGAACGGCACCAACAUGAAGUCGCUUCGCCUCGAAGUCGGCCCCUCCGCCACCUUUAACGCCCACGUGGGCAGUUCUGUCGGCGGCGGUGUGGCCGCCAUCACCCUGCUGGUCCUGGUCCUGCUGGCCUCCUGCUUCCUGUUCCGCCGCUGCCAACGCGCCUUCACCACGAAGAAGAGCAAGAGCUCUGCGAAAAUCUACGAGGAGUACCCGCUCAACACCAAGGUGGAGGUGUGCAUGGACAAGUGUGUGGAGAAGAACUUCGGCACCGGGCACUGCACGGUGAGGAACAUCAACAUCAACCGCAACCAGGAGCCCCACGACAAGACCAAAGUGAAGCAAGUCAACCUGGAGGUGAAACUCCACAACAACCUCAACGACGGCACGGAGGUCUGAAAGCCUGACAAGGAAGAGGAGGAAGAUCAAUAAUAAAAAAAAAGGUAUUUUCUAAAAGAAAGUUUGUACUUAAUGUAACAAAAUGUUUGUUAAUGUAUUUUUAUAUCACAUUUAGAAGAACAAAUGGGAAGUGGUCAACCUCAGGAACAGCUCAGCUGGGUUUAACAGCCAAAACAUCUGCAUCUAAUUGUCCAAACACUUCAUUUCAGUUUUACUUGACAUUUAUGUAACUUUUAGCACCAAAAUGGUGAACGGUAGCUCAGACACUGGUGAUUGUUGGAACAAAACGUACUUUUCUCUGCUGCAUCAAGUCAUUUCACUGCUUUAAAUGUUGCUACUGUGUGGAGUAGUAGCUCAUGUGGAAGGAUUUUUCUGCGGUUACACUUCAGAAAUACAAGUAAGAAGAAUUUUUGACCACUUCUGCAUCAGCUACAGCUGCUUCUAACUCCUGUUGAAAGUAUUAAGCACAAACAGUGUGUUACAUGUAAAUAACAAAAGUGAAUGGUACCAUUAAGUGCAAUUAUGUCAUAUCCCGUUAUCCCUCCUUCAUGGCCAGGAGCUUUGUUAGAACUUAAAAAAUUGUAUUUCAAGCCUUACUUUGAGACAUUUGUACUGUCAUGUUGAACAGAGGUCAGAUUUUUGUGUUUUUACUGUAUUCUGACAGCUGCCAAUUCUAAGUGCCAUGCAGUAUUUUUGGUUUUAAUGCAACUCAAAGCAAAUCAUCCAAAGUAUUUCUCUUUUGAAGUGUGAAAGUGUAAAUCUCCAUGCAAUUGUAUUAAAUAAGACGCAAAAGAUCCUGUCCACCUGACUGCUUUUUAGCCUUACUACUGUUCUAAUGGAAAUAAUUCUUAACAAAAGUGAUAUAUUUUCUGUUUCUGCCUGCCUUUGUUGUGUCCAAAGACACACAAUCUCCUCAUUUUGCAUCUCGCUCAUAUUUUUGGGUUCAUGUAUGUAUUGUUACCCUCAUGUGAUGUAUUAUGUUACAGCCACUGAUGUACUCAUGAUAAUAAAGCCACUGUUUUUUUUUUGUUUGUUUGUUUGUUUGUUUUUUGUGUAUGACACUGGUUGGAGAGCACUGCAAAAGAAAGAAAAUCUUUGUACUCGUAUGAGAUGUUGACAUGUAUCUUCUCUAAUCCCACCUUCUAUUUUAACUGUGUGCCUAUUAAACAAGAGAAUGAGUUGUUGUGGGAAAUAUAAUUAUAUUUUUGGUGCUAUCAUUUUGUCGGGGAAAAAAAACAAAAGAACAACGCUAUCAGUAUAAUGCCUGUAUUUGGUGCCUUUUUUUGUAAUAAAAGAAAUCUGA